AUGGGGUCAUCCCCUCCUGCCCCCCGCACCCCUGGUCCUAUCAGGCUCAUGGGGGAGGGCAUGAAACCUCUACAAUGCGAAGGGCCUAAACUCCCCACAAAAAAGAGCAAGGACGCUACAUGAGCUCCGAGCACUAAAGAUAUCGAUCGCCUUCUUCCAAGAAACACACUUCCUCACUACUCAGGCCCCCAAAUUCUCCAAUAAAUACUACCAAACCGGCCACUUCGCGCACAACCCCUCAACCAAAUCCAAAGGAGUGGUCAUACUACUUUCGGCAGAUAUUCAGUUCCACCUGGAGGCGGAGGAGAAGGACCGGGAGGAGAGAUACCUCUUCCUCAAAGGGUAUAUAGGCGACUCUCGAGUCACGCUCGCAAACUUAUAUCUCCAGAACAAAGGUCAAAAUGCGUCCCUGGUCUCUGCCUUAAAAGCCCUGGACGCGUUCAGUGAAGGGACUGUCAUUAUCGGAGGUGACUUCAACGCCCCCCUGGAUCCCAGAGUGGACACGUCGAAAGGAAGCUCCACGAUUCUGGACCACGUCCUCAGGGGCAUGAGGACCCUCCCUCCAACCAUCAGCUCGCAGACUGCUGGCGCACUCUCCACUACACAGAAAAGGACUACACCUUUUAUUCAACACCACACAAAUCCUACUCGAGGAUUGAUUACUUCUUCACCCAACACAGAGACCUGGAUGCACUGA
Pelobates cultripes (western spadefoot toad) is the source of this 697-nucleotide messenger RNA. The record is from the annotation of a GenBank genome assembly. NCBI's taxonomy places the organism in Eukaryota, Metazoa, Chordata, Amphibia, Anura, Pelobatidae.